AGGGAAAAAAACUACAAAAAGUCCUUGACAGAUCACCUUUCGAUACUCCGUACUUAUAAGGCACCGACCCUGCAUCCCAUCCACCAUUCCUCUUAGUCUCACCUUUACAUAUCUUCACAACCAGACUCAUUCUAUCUUCUGUUCCGAAUUACAUUAUAGUUCGGACUUUACAAAUGCUUUACUAGGCAACAGUUCCCUUCGCAAAGCAUACAAAUCCCUCGACUUCCCACCUCACCUCAACAAAUACUACUCAGAUGUCCUCAUGUCUCUAGAGCCAGAAGCUGAACUCACAAUACAUUCUAUCGUCUCUGACACUGCCGACUGACCACACCGCCGUGGACUAUUCCCCAAGGAUCACCAUUAACAACACUAUUCGUAACCAUAGACAUAUACGUGAACAAUCUUCUACCGAAAUCCUCUUGGCUCAAGCCACCGCGCCGCCCGGAUCGCAUUAUACCAGCAAUCCCCAGAGGCACCGGCCUAGACCUCAAGUUAUCCAACCUAAUCCACCGCGCAUUAGCCGCACUACUACGUUACCAUCCGACACGAUGUGCCACAAGAACAUAUUCACCUACGUCUACCCGGACGGACACAAGGGAAAACACAUUAAGCAUGACCUAUGCGACAAUUCGCGAUCAGGCCAACCGUGCAAGCAUACGAAGACCUUCGAGCACCCGAUCGAAUACGUCCGUCCCGCGCAAUUGAGCCCUCAGGCAUUGACACAUGGACAAUUCCCGCCGACACCGCCACUAUCUUCUCACUCGGCGUCUGCGUCUGACUCGGAACACUCUUCCAAGGAGCGAUCGGGUGUCUACAUCAAUGGCGAAAAAGUAAUCGACCUCAACAGACGCCAGUCGCGUCGCGACAAGGGCGACCGCACUGUCUACGUCGAUGGCUCGUCACUAUCGCGCACUCCACCCCGUCGAUACAGCGUGUCGCGCAGCAGCCCGUCUUCCAGCCCGCGCGAAGAGGCGACCUACUUGCGCGAAUCCCGCCGACGCGAGAGGACCCCAGAAUCGCGUGAGCGCUCUACUUCCUCGCACUACCGAGGACCAAUCAUCGAAGUCAAGGUAGUAAACGAGAAGCAACGCGACCGGGACCACAGCACCCACCGUCGACAUGGAUCUUCCACUAAAUCCAGCUCUCAGUCUGGCGACGACGAAGAGCGCCGCCGACGCCGCCGAGACAGCCACGUUCGCUUCGAGGAUGACCACAAGGGCGAGGACAAGAAAAAGAAGAUUCAAUCCGCGAUCGAGCGCCAGAAUGCGGAUAUCGCCAACCGCCCUGCCGUUCCAUCCCAGUCUGCUUCCAACGGUCGAUAUCGCCGAGGCUCAGUAGUCGUCGACCGAGCCAAUACCGAGCUAGUGACUGCUAUGGAGCAACUUGAACUCGAGCGCGAGAAAUCUCGCCGGGAGAAGCGAACGGCAGAGCUACUCGCACGCGAUGCAGAGGAGGCGCAAAAGCAGCGACUGAAGAAUCGCCUGGCACCAACGCGACAGACUCCUGUCGUUCAAAGCCAAACACGGCCUCGACCGAAGCUACUCUACGAGGAUCCAUACUACCAGGACUGAUUCCGGACAAGCACACACCGAGAAAACCCACAAAAAAUGUUACAAUUUUGCAUGUAAAGGAUAAGACAACGGCGUUGGAUCAAUGAUACCUGGGCACUACGAUUAUUACAUGAUUUGAUGUAUUUUUUCCUUGUUUAUAGACGGACGGCAAUGCCCAUUUUCAUGUAUUAUUGAUAAGCCUGUAUGUAUUUGAUAUCACUCGUACCGAACUGGCACACGCCUUGGUCUUGAGGGAUUUUGGGGGAUCGCAAAUGCGCAAUAUCAAGAAAACAGUAUUGGAAGAGAAAAAUUUUUGUCUUAACAUAUUCCCCGGUCAAUAUUUGUUCUAAUACCCCAGUUAAAAUACGAUGUUUGUUAUUUUACCUUUUAUAUGUAGCUACUUGUAUGUAGAUAGAAACAUUAGACACAUUAGAGAUAUUACACUCAGGUACACACACACCAUAGAUCAUAGCUGUAGCUAGCUAGGUACAUAGCUCAUCCAUGGAAAUGACCCAAUGAAUUAUCAGCAAUGCAUAAUAAAAUUCACCUAGUCGGCAUGAAGGUGUUGUUGUCGUUUUCUUGUGCGACAAACAAAUCGAU
This is a messenger RNA of Annulohypoxylon maeteangense, 2150 nucleotides long. RefSeq lists its product as uncharacterized. The transcript has a single exon. NCBI's taxonomy places the organism in Eukaryota, Fungi, Ascomycota, Sordariomycetes, Xylariales, Hypoxylaceae. The coding region runs from base 549 to 1571 and encodes 340 amino acids. The record is from RefSeq and is a predicted model, not a curated record.